AUGUCGGCAGGCGGCCCGCCGUCGGCCUCCUCGGCGCCGGCCCCCCCGGCGCAGGCAUCCGGCAAGGGCGGUUCGGCGCGGCCGGCCGCCACGUCGCGACGCGCCACGGCCGUGCGCACCGGCACCCCCCCGGUCGGGGGCUCCGGCGCCUCAGCGCGACAGGGGUCCUCCUCGUCCGGCUCCGGGGGCUCCUCCUCCUCCUCCUCCUCCUCGAAGGGCAGCGGCUCCUCCGGUGGCGGGUCGGGCAAGUCCGCCAACAAACCGGGUGCCAAGUCCGCCAGCGGGGCCUCUCAAGGCAAGGCUGCCAGCCAGGCGUCCCGCGGGGGCGGUGCAGCGCAGUCGACGCCGGCCGCGACUGCGGCGACGGCUUCGUCGGCGGCCGCGGCAUCGGCCGCCCCGUCGACCGUGACCGGGCCCCCCGCCGCCGGGCCGGCCACCGCCACCGCCAUCGCCACCACCGCCACCGCCGCCGCCGCCGCGGCGGCCGGCUCGACUGCGGCCCCCGACGACUUUAAGGCCAUGCGCGAGCUGGACAUGUUCCUGGACACGGCCGAGCACCUGGCCCAGGAGUGGCGCAAGCGCCUGACCAAUAUCCGCGAGUUGGAAGAGCUCUCGGCCGAUUUGUCGGCCGUGACGCACGACAAGAUCCUGUACUUUUGCCGGAACCACGCGGAGCUGGGCCCGGACAAGUGUGACGCCCUGCUGCAUGACAUUUACCGGAGCCUGACGCACCUGCUGCCUCUGAAGACCAACCAGGAGCACCAGGUCCUGCUGCUGAACCAGUUUUUCCAGCGCGCCGUCGGGCGCAUGACCCGCGCGGCCACCACCCUGGAGGACACCUACACCCCGGAAAUUGCCAUCCCCUAUGUGGAAAGCUCCCCCUCCGGGGACCUGCUGGUGGAUGUGACCUCGGAGGGGGCCGGCCCGGAGGAUGGCCGGUCGGACUACCGCGGCGGCACCGGGCCCGGGGGCUCGCACUCGGCCAUGUCCGGCGGCGGGUCCCAUCAGUCGCCUGGCAUCACGGCCGGGUCGGGCUCCAGCAGCCGGGCCGGCCGGGGUGGGGCCUCGGCCGAUGGUGGCGCCGGGCCCGGUGGCAGCUCGCGGCAUGGGUCGCACCGUGAUGGGUCCGGGUCCGGGCGUUCCGGCGGCGGGCCCGGCUCCGGCGGCGGGCCCGGCAGCGCGUCCGGCUCCUCCUCGCAUGGGUCGCUGGCGGUGGCCAACGCCGGGAGCCGGUCAUCGCGCGAUUCGCCAUCGGCCUCGCGCGGCGGCCGGGGCAGCUCCCCGGCCAUCGACAGCCCGGGCGGCGGAGCCGGGGGCGGCCGGCCGGGCGGCUCGCGGGCCGGCUCCGACGCCAAGCGCGAAGCCGAUGGCCAUUCGCGCCGCGACGACUCGGCCAGUCGGCUGGACGGGUCGGCCGACCACCCCCGCAAGCGCCCCAAGUUCGAGUCCCCCAUCGAGGAGCGCGUGAAGAAGAAUGUCAGCAUCUACAAGGGCAAGAACCCGCCGCCCCUGUGCGGGCCGACUCCGGCCGAGCCCGGGGCCGUCUUUGCCCCUGGGGACUUUGUGGCCGCACUGACCGGCAAGGGCAAGGCCAAGACUCAGGAGUGGAUCCUGGCCGAGGUGUCACGGCGCCUGUCCCGCACGCGGUACGAGGUGACCGACGCCGAGAACGAGGACGAGCAGGAGCCCCCCAAGCGGUAUACCCUCAAUUCGGACAUGAUCAUCCCCCUGCCGAAGAGUCUGCCCGAGCCGCCGAAGGAGAACGCCACAAACUACGUCCCGCAUGAGUUCCCCCGGUUCAAGAAGGUCCUCUGCCUGUAUCCCGGCACCACAUGCUUCUACGAGGCCACUGUCGUGCAGCCGCCCUCGCUCCGGCGCGCCGGCAACGACUACUUGGUCCUCUUCGAUGAUGACGAUGAGAGCGACGAGAAGUUCAAGUCCAUCUCCCAGGUCUUCGUGCUGAACCUCCCCGGGCAGGACCCCUUCGAGGCGCCCAGCUCGCCCGGCUCGCAGGCCGUCAUGGAUGUCAUCAACGCCUCGCGCGAUAGCCUCCCCCGGCAGCAGGGGGCCAGUGGGUCCGGCGCCUCGACCGGCGGCCCGGGUGGCAGCCGCGGCGGUGGCGGCGGCGGCGGGCACGCCUCAAGUGACAAGCCCGGCGCCGAUCGGCCCGCGGCCAGUGACAAGUCCUCGACGGCCAGCGAAAAGCCCUCCCCCGCCGACAAGUCCGCCUCGGAGGGCAGCACCCCGGCCAGCUCGGCUGCCGGGGGCACAUCCUCCGGGGCGGCACCGGCACCGGCACCGGCCGCGCCAACGGCCACACCCGACAAUACCCCAGCCCGCAAUGGAUCGGGAGCCGGCGGCCCCUCGGCCGCCAAGUAG
Fonticula alba is the source of this 2379-nucleotide messenger RNA. RefSeq lists its product as hypothetical. The coding region runs from base 1 to 2379 and encodes 792 amino acids. The transcript has 5 exons. The record is from RefSeq and is a predicted model, not a curated record. NCBI's taxonomy places the organism in Eukaryota, Rotosphaerida, Fonticulaceae. Gene Ontology annotation, cellular component: SAGA complex.